ACCACGUGACUGUCGGUAAGCGAGAGGAGUUGCGCUGUUCUCGGAUCAGUUUAUAAACGUGGCUUCCAUGUCGCAUGGCCGCUUUUGUGGCUGUUUGCUUUCCUCCGGUCUGUCUCAGCCGCAGAGAAGUUUUCUGGAAUUUAGGCGUAAAAUCUCACUGAAAUGUUUUGGUUCCAGCAAGGUCUGUGCUUUUUACCAACCUUUCUGGUGAUCUGGGCCUCCUUUACCUUCGUAGUUCCCUAUUUCAUCGCGAUUUUUAGACGCGAUGUCGAUAUAUUAUUUCCAUACAUAAGUUCUACAGGUACGACCCCCCCAGAGAGCUGCAUUUUUGGCUUGAUGACAUUCAUUUCUGCAUGCGCAGGAAUAGCCACCAUAUAUGCAAGAUACAAGUUUGUGGAGAAACUGAGUCAUGAACCCGGGGUCUCGGACCUACGCCUGAAUAAAGCUGCUCUCGGGCUCGGGUUGUUAUCUUGUUUGGGCAUGUGCAUUGUUGCUACCUUUCAGGAAACAGCAGUGACAGAAGUCCAUGAUUUCGGAGCUCUGCUGUUCUUCAUCCCUGGUGUUUUAUACACAAUCUUGCAGAGCAUCAUAUCGUAUCGUUCCUGUCCAUACGGCUCAUCCAUGACUCUGUUUUACGUACGUUUGUUUAUCGCCAUCAUCGCCAUUUUGUCAUGUGUCCCAACCGUCAUCAUCACUGCUUUUUAUGUGGACCAGGCCAAACUCCAUAGAAACCCAGAUGAGAAGGACUAUCGCAACAGCAUAGCCGGUGCUGUGUUUGAGUGGAUUGCCGCCUACAGCUUUGUCUGCUUCUUCCUCACGUACAUUGAUGAUUUUAAACUCUUCACUUUGCGAGUAAAAGCCGAGUAUAAAGACAACUCGUGAUCGACCUGCAAUCAGCGGCAACAUCUUGAACACAUGCCAGGACUCUCAGGUUUUAAAAAGUGCCGUAUUUGCUUUUGUACUGAAAUUAUUUUUAUAUAUCUGCCAAGCUUUUUGUUAAUUUGUAUUAUCAGACGGUUAUCCAAAGAGGCACUUGUUAUUUAUACUAAGCACAUUUAGCUGUUUAUCAUAGCGGUUACAUUGUGGUUAAAAAACGGAACCUGACAGCUUCUAUUUUUCCAGGUUUUAUACAAUCGUGCAUUUUAUCUUCAUGUAUCGCUGCUUAUUGCCACACCAGCAUGUCACUUCCUAUCAAAUGUGCUGCCAAUAAGGGAAGUUUAUCACACAGUGAACACAUGAUUGCUGUGCAUGUGGCUGAAAACUACUCCGACUCAGCCCAAGUUUCACUUUGACUGUUCUGACGUGUUUUUUUUCAUGAGGAACAGGAAGCCGUCCGGUGACGCAAUAGCUGCUCAUUUCAUUAAAACCAGAAAUCUAUGUGAAUUAUAUUCAAUGGUAUCAUCCAGUGUACCUGAAAUGUAUUAACUAUACAACUUUAUUUUGCCAAACUAAUACCCGUAGAUGUGUUUGCCACCUGUUGCAUAGUUAGUGGGCGGGGUGGACUAUUCUCAAGUAGGAACCGUUGCAGUUGAAUUUACAUGUAGUUUGUAGCUGCCACCUGAUGAAGAUGGUGGCCGCCUUCACACAAGUUCACAAGUUAAGCAAGCAACCGUGGAGAGAAACACAAUGCCCACUGUGUGGACAAAUACAGGAUGAAAUAUACAACAGAACAGGGAAGUAAAACCAGAAUUAUCAAAAUGAUAGAACGCAUGGCUAGGGAUAACACUUUUCAUCUGUACUGCAAGUUUUAAUAUUGUUGGGACAUUCUUCUGGCGUCCAUAUCAAAACUAUGACAUUAUGUCACCAAGUGCUUCAAGACAAAAGUUAUAAAGAAAAAAGUAAGUAAAAGUUGCAUUAUUUAUGUUAAGGCUACAAUUAGCACAGGGUCUGUAUGUACACUAGUAUGUACUACAUAGCACGCAAAACAAACCCUAAAAUAUGUUGAAGUAGAGAUCUUGGUAAAAUUCUAUUGUAACAGCAUUAAUGGUAAAUGUCCACCAUAUGGAGCUAUUGUUCCAUUUCAAGAACCUUGAGUACAGGCUGCUGUGGGACACGACAACUAUGAACCUGUUGCUUACAGUAGCAGAUGUUCUUGCAUUCUGGGACCAAUAUUGAUGCUAUGUUUUUUCUAUCAAAGUCUGUUAAUGUUGUGUAUUUGCCAUUACUGGGUAUGGACUGAUAUUUUUUUUUUAAGUUAGAGUCAGCUUUUUAUUUUGAUAAUGCGCCAGUCGUAAGCAAUAAAAGGUACAAUAAAGCUAUGCAAAUGUUUGAUAUUUCCAAAAUUCCAAUAAGAAAAUGCAACAUGUAUCCCAGAUUUCCAAACGCUGGUGCUCAUUUGGAUACAUUUAAAGUUCAGAAAAGAUUUACACUUUAUUAAUUACGUAUGACCAACACAGUAUUAACACUUUGUAUUGGGUUAGAACAUGCCAAGAUAUUGUUUGAUUGAUUAAGUACAGUUUGUAUUAAACACCUCUGAAUUAUAGGAAUUGGGCUGUUUAUAGAUUAUAUUAAUUUACUCAAAUUAAGAUAAUUUAAUAUUGAUGACAGUUUUGGGCAAACUAAACAAAAUAUAUCUUUGUGCAUGGUGUCAGUUAUGUAGCCUUUAUUUCUGCAGAUUUGAAGGUCACAUUACUGGAAACGUUGGCAAAAAAAAUAAAAAAAUAAAAAUAAACUAAAUGAAAGUAAAUACUGUGAAAUCCUGCUGUGCUGGUCACAGCAAUUUUU
Thalassophryne amazonica is the source of this 2724-nucleotide messenger RNA. It is a transcript of the gene dram1, whose product is annotated as DNA-damage regulated autophagy modulator 1. Gene Ontology annotation, biological process: regulation of autophagy. The record is from RefSeq and is a predicted model, not a curated record. The coding region runs from base 163 to 882 and encodes 239 amino acids. The transcript is spliced from 7 exons. Gene Ontology annotation, cellular component: lysosome. Lineage: Eukaryota; Metazoa; Chordata; Actinopteri; Batrachoidiformes; Batrachoididae.